UUUCAUACCGUCCAUCGCCUGUGUCCUGUGAUCCUGUGUGCCGUUCUGUAUAUGUGUACGUGCGUAUGUGUGUGUUUUGUUUACAAAUUACAAUAUACAUUUUUUUUAUUAUUAUUAAAUGCAUACAAGAUCAGUGAUCAUCUACUCCGUCGAGUUCAUACCUACACUUAUCUUUUAGAAGUUUUGAAAUAAAUUACUCGUUUCGCAAUUUGCAGUACGAUUGGAAUUCCCUAAGCCCUGUAAAAUGCGUCUGGUGCCCUUUUCAGAUAUGACGUCGUUGGUCCCCGUGCGUUGAAAUAAAAAGCGGUUGGAGUUGAUCAGAUGCAUCCAGUAGUUGAUUACGCCUACGACGCUUAACAUGCAGAGCACUGCGAAAGGUCCUAGAUCUUACAUGAAGUCAUAUGGCCGUGCAAAGUACUCUAAUAACCCGAAUAGUGUUGUACAAACAGCCAUAAAUUUUGAUAAGCUACUAUGUGAAAACACUAAUAGGCCUACGGCAGCCAAAUCUUCAGGUACUGUUGGCAAAUGGGGUGUUACUUCAUUUACUUCCAUUAGAAGUACUAAUUUUGUCACAGGUAAUACAAAUACAGGAAAACCUGAAGAAACUUCGGGAUCUCGAUUUAGUGUAGGAAAGAAAAGGCAACACCAAGAAGCUAGUCCUGCUCCUAAAAUUGCUAUACCAGAACCUACUGUAAAUGUAGUAAGACCUAAGAAAUUUUUUAAAAGUCGCAAUGCUGAUUCUAAUAGAUCUGACCGAAAAUAUGGUGGAUCAGAAGUGACCAAGAAAACUAAAACAGUUAUUCAGAAAACUCCAGAAUCUUCUCCUGAAAAAGAAGACAGAGUUCCAGAAGCAAAAGAAUUGUCUUUUACAUCAUUAACACCGACUAAAGACCCGAGUAAACCACCUAUUGUUCUUCGAAUAUUUAAGGGUAAAUCACAAUUAGUGAAUGAGCCUAAUUCUAUUCAAAAACCUCUACAAGCAAUUGAAGUACCAGAAAGUAAUGAUCAAAUUACUCCUACCAUAACUACAAGAAGUCUUCGGAGACGAAACCCUCAAACUACAUAUACUGAGCCAGAAACUGAAGAAUCUCCUACAAUUAUUGAUAUUCCUAAGAAGAGACGUCAAGAUAGGGCUAAAUUCACAGUUCCCACUUUAAAAAUUAAUAUAUCUAAACAUACUGUUAUUAAUCAGGAUGACGAUGAAUUGAAAUAUGAAAUAAAUGAGAAAGAAACAACUAACAUGAAUAUUGAUAAAUCUAAAAUAGAACAAUUGGAAAAUGACCGCAAUAAGUUGUUGGCUGUAUUAGAGGGUAGUGAUGAAUCUUUAUCUAGCCCUAAAAUGGAUAUUCCAGUAGAUAAUGAAGAAGAAAAACCUGAUGUGACUGAUGAUUUACUAAAACAGCUUGAAGUACACUUCAAGCCUGAUAAAGAACCUGCUAGCAAGAAAAUUGAGAAAAAAAAAGAAGAUGUUAAGAUCCAGUCAGAAAUUUCUUCUUCAAAACAUCGAGGAGUCUUUGUAGAAACUGAACCAAUCAAGAUUGAUGAUGACGACGUAACUGAAAAAAUGGCAGUAGACCCACCUGAAACAAUAAUACCAGCAAAGAAAAGUAUUUUUAAAUCUAGGAAUGAGAGAAAUAAGAAAGGUAUGUUUCUUUAUAAACAUUCAUGGGUUGAUAAAGAUAAAAAAAUUGACGAAGAAAAGAAAGAAGAAUCUAUUCCAAAUACAAGUCCUGGUAGUUUCGAACAAAAACCUUUACUGAGAAUUACAAAAUCAACUGAUGUAUUUGAUGAUGAUUUUGAUUCAGUUACAAGUCUUAAAUGUGACAAGAAAGAAAAAGGAUAUUACACUGUGGUCCGAAAUGUUAAAAAAGCUCACCAAAUUCAAGAGUCUGGAGAAUUUCAAGAGUUUAAUGAUGAUGUUGAGUAUAUUUUAGAUGCUUUACAACCAAACAACCCAAUUGGAACUAGAUGUCUGUCUGCAAUAACAUUGGCCACUAAAUGUAUGACUCCAGCUUUUAGAAUGCAUGUUAAAGCACACGGAACAGUUGCCAAAAUAUUUCGUGCAUUACAAGAUGCUACCAAAGAUCAAAGCUUAGGAAUGUGUACAGCUACUGUUAUGUUUGUUCUAAGUCAAGAUCGUUUGAACAUGGAUUUAGACCGUGAUUGUCUUGAACUUAUGUUAAAUUUAUUAGAAAAUGAUACGAGUCAUGAUCAAGCCCUUGAUGAUUGUGGUCUUACCGAUCAUCAAUUACAAAAGACCCGUGAACGAGUUAUACAAUUAUGUUCAGAGAUUAAAUCUCAAGGAGCCGCCAAAUACUUAAACACAGAUAACAUCACUGUAGGACAAUUGGCUAUGGAGACUCUGUUAAGUCUUACUAGUGUUCGAGCUGGUGAGUGGUUUAAAGAAGAAAUGCGGCAGCUUGGAGGUCUUGAUCACAUUGUACGUACAGUUGUACAAUGUUGUAAUCAUGUUGAUUCAAUGACUAAUGUGUGGUCCCCAACAUUACUUGAUCGUAUUAAAAAAGUGGAUCGUUGUUUGAGGAUACUUGAAAAUGUGACAAUGCAAAAUGAAGAAAAUAAUGCUUAUUUAUUAGAUUUUGAAAAUGGAAUUUUGAUUGACACAUUAGUUAGAUUGUUUAAAGUAUGUGAUUAUGAGAUACCGUUAUAUCCAAGUUAUAAUGGAAACGACAAAGACUCAAUAAGUGCAGUAUUACGAGAGUGUCUUACAGCCAAUUUAAAAGUGCUUAUAAAUUUGUCACAUGACUCUAAUCGAAUAACUCAUGGCUCAAAAAUUGGACAAAAAGAUGGAGUUAUUGAUACAACUUUACAUAUUUUCCUUAAAGUUCCAGAAUAUGUUCCUCAUGAUGAAAAGUUUGACAUAAUGUUUUCGACCUUAACAUUGCUGAUUAAUCUAGUUGAGAUCAAUGUGGAAAAUAGGAAACUUAUAGCAGAAGCUAAAGCUCCUGAUACUAGUGAUAUUCUUCAUGACUCAAAUAAAUCACUUGCAAUCGAAGCACUAGUGAAAAUGUUCUUCCAACAAGAAGAAUUGGCAAAGACUGAGGAAAAAAAGACUGAUGAAAUAUUGGAUGGUGAGAACAAACAGACAGAAAAACCAGCUAAAGAUGCUCCAUUAAAAGCACAUACACAAUAUAUUGAGGAGACUAUUGCAUUACUCGUUGAAAAGGCAGGUCAAAAUAUGCAACACACAAUGAUCGCAUCAUUUAUUGCAAUUUUACUUGGUUAUAUUACAAUGGACAACAAGGAAUACCUAGAAUUUGUUGGUAAGCAUUUACCAGAUGGUCGGUUUACAGCUAUGUUGGCAGUUUUGGAUAAAUAUUUAAAUUUCAUGAAGCUUACUGCUGCUCCUGGCACCAGAGGAAUAAAAUCUGUUGAAAUGAUUAUAAAACAUUUGACAAAAUGUGAAAAACUACAAGCUGAUGCUCCUGGUCUACCUGGCACAUCAGCAUAACCAACUGGAUUGGUUAUGCUCUAUAGGACCAAGAAUAGCAUAAUUUAAUGUUUUAAUAUUUUUACUUAUGAAACUUAUCCUUUUAUUUGCAUAUAAAUGUAUUGAUUUUGUAAUUUAUUUGACUGUAAAGUAUUAUGUCUUUGUUGUAAUAAUAACAGAGUAAUACAAUCUUUUCCUAUUCUUUACGACUUCUUUUUUGUCGUGAUAUUUUUAUGUUUUUAAUUUUUAAUUGUCUCAAUGAAAACAAAUUUAAUCCGUCUGUUAUACCUAAGUAAAUUUUGUAAGUUGUGUUCUUAAUUAAUUUUUAUGUUUGGUUCUUGAUUUUAGUGUUAUAAUACCAUAGGAAGUAAUAAUGCCUUUUUAAAAUUAUUAUUAAAAUCAUAAUAUAAAACAAUACAUGUUGUACUAUCAUGAUCCUAUUGUUUAUUUUAUUGUAAUUAUCAUUUAAAAAUGUUAUGUUCAAUAUUAUAAUAAUUGGUAUUUACUAAAUAAAUAGCCUUUUUUAAUUUUUCAUAAACUAAUAAUAUAUUAAGCACAUUUAUAGUUUAAAACAGUGAUUCCUAACAUCUAGUGUUCAGACACUAGUUAAAUAUGCCAAGUUUAUUAAUUUUGAACAUUCAAAAUAUUAGAAUAUUAGAGUAGAUUCAUUAGAAAAAUGUACAAAGAGCAUUUUAUCUAGGCACCACUCUCCUCUCUGCUCUCCUAUCUAGGUAGAAUACUACUGAAAAAUUCAAAUAUUAAAAAUCUCCUUGACUUUAACUUUUUAAAUUAUUAUUUUUUUUAAAAAAGUUGAUAACAAUUAUUUAUCUUUCAUUUUGAUAAUAAAGUAAGAAAACAUUCAAGAUUUUAUUUUUUUUACUUUUUAAGAGAAAACAUUCAAUCUGCACAUAUGUUGUACAAUAUUAGGAAUAAAAGUCUGCUACAGUAUUUUGAUAAAAAUUCGGAGUCUGUAGGUACAUUUAGGAAAGUUAGAAUAUCUAACACUUUUUUUAAAAAAAAUACCACUAUUGUUUGUACAGAAAUAUCAUAUUCAUUUAACAGCUUUAUCAAUAAUUCAGCAUAAAACUAACAAUGCUUGCGAAGGUUGAAACAAAGUUUUCCCAUAUAGGCGGAAAUAAACAUCCCAGAAUUCGGAAAUUACUAACAAAAUUUUUCAAGAAGUUAGAACGAACAGAACAAGAAUGUAAUUGGCCAAAGUAGGAGAGACUAAUCAGAAAAACAAAAUCUGGUUAAAAAAUGAAAGAAAUUAUUAUACUUGAGUAAAUAAAUUUUUCUUUUUAAUUUUAUUUAAUCAAACAUUCAAAAUAUUUGUAAAAUUAUUAUAUAUAUAACGUGUAUUUAUAUAUUUUCAAGUUUGUAUUAUUAUUAUUAUAUUAAGUAAAUAGUAAUUGAUUAUAAUUUUUUAUUGAUAUUA
This is a messenger RNA of Metopolophium dirhodum (rose-grain aphid), 4883 nucleotides long. It is a transcript of the gene wapl, whose product is annotated as protein wings apart-like. The transcript is spliced from 13 exons. NCBI's taxonomy places the organism in Eukaryota, Metazoa, Arthropoda, Insecta, Hemiptera, Aphididae. The coding region runs from base 359 to 3469 and encodes 1036 amino acids. Gene Ontology annotation, biological process: regulation of chromosome condensation. The record is from RefSeq and is a predicted model, not a curated record.